AUUAAAUUAAAAAAGAUUUUAAUUUUUUCUUUAAACAAUCAUGGCUAGAGGACCUAAGAAACAUAUGAAAAGAAUCACAGCACCAAAAAGUUGGAUGCUUUCAAAGUUGGGAGGAAAUUGGACCACAAGACCCUCAUAAGGACCUCAUAAGUUGAGAGAAUCAAUUCCAUUGUCUGUUAUAUUGCAACAAAAAUUGAAAUAUGCUCUCUAUGCUAGAGAAGUCUAAAUGAUUCUUGCUGAUAAGGAUGGCAAUGUUAAAGUUGAUGGAAAAGUGAGAUCUGACUUCGGAUACCCAGUUGGAUUGUUGGACGUUAUUACCAUCGACAAGACAAGAGAGAGUUAUAGAGUGUUGUAUGAUGUCUAAGGAAAAUUCAUUUUAAAAUCCAUCAAACCAGAUGAAGCUAAGUUCAAGCUAGUCAAGGUUACUUAAAAGAAGGUUGGACCAAACAAUGUUCCCUACAUUGUUACCAACGAUGCCAGAACAAUCAGAUAUCCAAAUCCAGAAAUUCAUAUUAAUGACACUCUCAAAAUCGAUUUGGAAACCGGCAAGGUCGUUGAUUUCAUCAAGGAAGAACCAGGAAAUAUUUGCUACAUUGUCGGAGGAAACAACAUUGGAAGAGUUGGACUCAUUCAACAUAGAGAGAGACAUCUUGGAUCUUUCGAUAUUGUUCAUGUCAAGGAUUCAAAUGGAAAACACUUUUCCACCAGAAUUAACAACAUCUUCACUAUUGGUAAAGGAAAGAAACCCUUAAUUUCACUCCCAGAUGAUAAUGGUUUGUAUUUGACUGCUCUUGAAAAGAAAUAAGCCAGAGAACAUCAUGAAGAGAAAUAAAAAUAAUGAUAUUUUAAAAGUAUAGUACAUAUUUACGAACAAAAUAGAUAAUUAUGAAUU
Messenger RNA from Paramecium tetraurelia, 892 nucleotides. RefSeq lists its product as uncharacterized. Lineage: Eukaryota; Ciliophora; Oligohymenophorea; Peniculida; Parameciidae. Gene Ontology annotation, molecular function: structural constituent of ribosome; RNA binding. Gene Ontology annotation, cellular component: cytosolic small ribosomal subunit; ribosome. Gene Ontology annotation, biological process: translation. The record is from RefSeq and is a predicted model, not a curated record. The transcript is spliced from 5 exons.